AUGCCUUCCUUGACGCGUGGCCAGCGGCGUUUGCUGCAGUACGCGACGCGCGACGGUGCAGCGGCGGGCCUGAAGCGAAGACGCGUGGAGGAUGUGGCGCCCGCUUUGCUGCAACGCAAAGAAAAAUGGAGCCGUACUUUGGCCACGGCGACGGCGUCCACCGACGCAUCACCGGCUGACGUGCCGCUCAGCGCCGAGGUGGUUGAGUUCCUGCGGGAACACUGCCCGAAGGCCCCCCGCCGCCUGCGCCAGAGACAACUUCGUGCCAUUCAGGACCUCAGCAGCGCAGGUUGCCAGAGCGGCGAAACUGAGGCGCAUGAGGCGUUCACCAUAAAGCGUGUUGAGCUGGAGGGAGACGUCGGCGCCUUCGCCGUGAUGGCGCUCGCGGCACUGCAGAGGCGUGCGCUGUGGAGUGGGCCCACGCUGCACGGUGCCUCUCUGCUUGUUCUCGUGGAAACCGAUGCGGAUGCGGCGGUGCUGUCGGCGCACAUGAAGAAGGCGUACAAGAUCGCCCAUGCGCUGGUGUUGGACGGCUCCCGCUUUCCGACGUUUCCGCUCUUUGAAAAGGAGGACAAAACGGCGGCGAAGACGCUGUCAGAGCGUACGGCGCUGGUGGUUGCGUCUUUGCAGGCGUUUCUCACGGUGGAUGCGAGGAGUGCGAUUUGGAAGUUUGUUGGCGCCUACGUUAUUUGGCUCAAGUCUUCUUCCAAGACCCCCGCGCCGCUGCGGGACAUGACGGACGACGCGAGAAGGGAGUUCUACGAGAGGCUGUGCCGACAGCGUUGGGGCUGCCUGGGGCACGUCUCCGUGGCGGCCGUCAUUGCCCCCUCGCGCGACUCCCUCUUUGCCGCCGUGGCCGACGUGUUAACCACCGCCGUGCCCGCGGCGGAGGGGGCGGCGCAGCGUAGUGCCACCGCCACCGAGACCGUCGUGGGCGGCGCGGACGCAGGCGAGAGGGAGAUCAGUGCCAGCGAUGGCGCGAAGACGGGGUGCGAGGCGGGCUGCGCCGACCCUGUUGCCGCCUUGCGGCGCCCCGUGACGGUACACUACGCCGUGGUGGAAGGCGCCCAUCGUUUUCAGACGCUCUACACACUUUUGAUGAGUCUUCGCGCGGGGCAAGGGAUUGUUGUGCACUUCGCCACGAAGGAGGCCUGCCAAUUCUUGCAUGACGUGCUGUAUGCGCUAGGAGAGCUGCCCACCUCGGUGCUGCUGCUCACAGACUGUGAGGGGCCCAGCACGUAUGCCUCUGUGCAAGACACGGAGGAGGAUCGAGGGCGCCUCUGUGCCCAGUUUGACAAGAUCAUCUCGGAGGCUGCUCACGCCGCUGCAUCCACCAAAGACAAGAAGAAUCGCGUGGUGCUUCUUUCCGCCUUUGGACUUGUACCGCAGCGGGGGACCAUUUUUGUCCAAUACGACGUCAUGGUAGACAUCGUGAACUUUGCCCAGUUUGUCAGUGAUGUGUUGACGCCGGCCGCCUACAAUUUUGCGGCUGUGGAGCCGACGAAGCGGCGUCGCUCACGCACGCCACCGCCAAGCAGAGAUCGGAAGGCGUCUAAAGGGGCAGAUGCCGCGACCGCUCCGCAGCCGUCGCUUCCCACCAAGGCAAUGUAUGAAAGCGUGUUGGUGUUUCUGCGCCGAAAUGAACUGCCGGCCGCCCUGAACUUCCUCCAGCGUCCUGCAAAGCGACUAAACGUCACGUUUGAGCCGUUGUCUCAGCUUCCGUCCGCCACCCGCUUUUUACUGUCGCUGCAGAAGAUGCGUUCACUGCACAGGAAGCAGUUUUCCGUGCAAAACGCCGCCUACGCCGCCUACCGGGCGACCAUGCUACUUUACUCCCUCAUAGGUCCCGCAGAGGUCUACAACGAGCGGCGUGUGGAGCUGGCAAAGGUGGCCGAGGAGUUUGGCUACACGGAGGUCCCUGUUGUCGACCUCCGCACCCGCGACACGCCGUUUCGUCCGAAGGAAGACAUCUUCCGCGCGGCCGCGGAGCAGGCGGCGGUGGAGCGCCGCAGGAUGCGGGCGCACGCGAGGGAUCACAUCGUGGGGGAGGCCCCCGAGGAGCACAUCGCCGACGACGACGUGGCGGAGGGGGAGGAGUAG
This is a messenger RNA of Trypanosoma conorhini, 2100 nucleotides long. RefSeq lists its product as uncharacterized. The record is from RefSeq and is a predicted model, not a curated record. The transcript has a single exon. Bases 1 to 2100 code for a protein of 699 amino acids. NCBI's taxonomy places the organism in Eukaryota, Euglenozoa, Kinetoplastea, Trypanosomatida, Trypanosomatidae.